This is a messenger RNA of Colletotrichum destructivum, 2178 nucleotides long. RefSeq names its product Putative cytochrome P450. Bases 427 to 1926 code for a protein of 499 amino acids. The record is from RefSeq and is a predicted model, not a curated record. The transcript is spliced from 3 exons. Gene Ontology annotation, molecular function: heme binding; oxidoreductase activity, acting on paired donors, with incorporation or reduction of molecular oxygen; iron ion binding. NCBI's taxonomy places the organism in Eukaryota, Fungi, Ascomycota, Sordariomycetes, Glomerellales, Glomerellaceae.
GCUAUUUCGCCCGCACCCCCGUUUCUUACUUCAUCUAAACGCGAUUCGAAUCGCCAUUAUCACGCAUAUUCCUCCCUGGAAAUUCUAGAACCUCGUUGCAGAACUUUUCCCAAAAGGAGAAAACUCACGUUUUUGGAGCAGCAGAAUCUCCCCGCCGCCCCUAUUUCUCGGUUACCGAUCCGACCCUUACGGAUAACGAACCUCAAGCCGGCGACAUCUGAUGAAAACCACAGCCAGCAGCUUUUCACCCGACGUGUGUGUGUGCCCGCUACCCGGAUCCCAUCUCAGAACUACCAUCGUACGACCCGCCUUGCGUCUGGCUUCCCGAGCCCCUGCCUGUCUCAUUCCCGGACAUCUCAUUCAGCCAAUCCUGUUCAUCUAUUGACUCCUGGAUUGUUUCUAGCUGGGGAAUGCUGCUCCUUAAUCAUGCUGUACUCUCCAACCACGGCAGUCUUGACCUGCUUUGUACUCUUGACCGCCUAUCUGUUCGCAUGCCGACUUCGUGAUUAUGCACGUCUUAGACACGUUCCUGGGCCCUAUUGGGCUGCCUGGACCGAUUUCUGGUUGAUACGGAAUCAAUUGAGCGGCAGGCUCAAUUUUACCCUGCAAGACCUCAAUAAACAGCAUGGGUCUGUCGUUCGGAUCGCUCCCAAUUGGGUCGUCUGCGGCGAUGGCGCCGAGCUGCGCCGCAUGUGGGCAGUUCGCUCGCCUUGGAAACGAGGACUUUGGUAUCGCGGCUUACGAAUCGACCCUUACCGAGACAGUACCAUCUCUACGAUAAACGACAAGACUCACGAGGCCCUCAGGUCCAAACUGGCGGCUGGCUAUUCGGGAAAGGACGUGGACGGCGUACACGAGCUCAUCAAUGAGCAGGUUGCUGGACUCGUCAACUUGCUGGAAACCAAGUACCUUUCUACCGACACCACCUUCAAGACAGUCGAUCUGGCGCGAAAGGUCCAGUUUUUUACCCUCGAUGUCAUUUCCUCCUUGGCGUUCGGAAACAAGCUUGGCUACUUGGACUCUGACAAUGACACGUUCCGCUACAUCGAGACCACGGAGAGGACCGUCCCGGCCAUGUUGGCGGCGGCACUGAUGCCCUCGCUCAUCGAGAUCAUACAGUCACCGAGGCUAAAAUGGCUCAUGCCGGACACCAAAAACAUGACAGGCAUUGGCCAUGUCAUGAAGAUGGCCCGCGACGUUGUGCAGGAACGCUACGGCGAUAAACCCGUCGUCAAGCGUGACAUGCUGGGGUCUUUUAUCGCUCAUGGGUUGUCGAAGGAGGACGCUGAAGGCGAGACUCUGGUUCAAAUCAUUGCAGGAUCCGAUACUUCUGCAACAGCAAUCCGUUCUACAAUGCUGUUCUUGAUCACCAACCCACACGUUUAUGCUCGUCUGCAGGCCGAAAUAGACAACGCCAUCAAAUUAGGUCGGAUAUCCUCACCGAUUACCGACGAGGAGGCUAGGAAGUUCGAUUACCUCCAGGCCGUUAUCAGAGAGGGUCUGCGACUAUGGCCGCCCGCGACCGGGUUGCUGCCCAAGGUCUCGGAGCAAGACGAGGUUGUCUGCGGAGUACAUAUACCGGCAGGUACUAAUGUCGCCUGGGCGCCGUGGACUGUCAUGCGAAGCAAAGAGACCUUUGGUGAAGAUGCCGACUUGUUCCGCCCAGAACGUUGGCUUGGGAUUUCCGAAGAGAGGUACAGGGCGAUGGACCAGCAAGUCAUGAUGGACUUUGCUUCCGGCAGCCGAUGGGAGUGUCUCGGCAAGAACAUCGCCAUGAUCGAGCUAAACAAAGUUUAUGUUGAGCUGCUGAGAAGAUUCGAUAUUACGUUGCUGGACCCCACGAAUCCUUGGAAGUCCUUCAACGCCGCUUUCUUCAUCCAGAGUGACUUGCAUGUCAAAGUAACGCGGCGAUUCUCUACAUCUUGAUGCUGACUUGAAGACCCCCGCCGAUGAACUUGGACAAAGCCAGCCAACCGUGUGGGCUCCUUGUUUGGUCGAAAAUCGUUGUUUCUAGAUUUCACAUGUAUUAUCAACCCGCGGAAAAGUGGAUGGGCCGUCAAGUUACUUAGUUUACUGUAUGUUCAGAUCCCAAAUUCUCGGGUUCAGGAGAGCCUAUGAUUUUGCACUUGCCUCUUCAGAUAGCCAACACCUUGGCGACUAUGAAGAGCGAGACUACCA